Capronia epimyces CBS 606.96 is the source of this 834-nucleotide messenger RNA. RefSeq lists its product as uncharacterized. Bases 1 to 834 code for a protein of 277 amino acids. Lineage: Eukaryota; Fungi; Ascomycota; Eurotiomycetes; Chaetothyriales; Herpotrichiellaceae. Gene Ontology annotation, molecular function: oxidoreductase activity, acting on NAD(P)H, oxygen as acceptor. The record is from RefSeq and is a predicted model, not a curated record. The transcript has 2 exons. Gene Ontology annotation, cellular component: intracellular anatomical structure.
AUGGGCCCGGCAUACACGCGGACGCUUCGGACAUUACCACAGUUCUCUCUCGAAGAUAAAACCUGUGUCGUGACCGGUUCUGCAAGAGGCCUGGGUAAGGAGUUCCUCACUGCAUUUGCUCUGUCUGGCGCUCGGGGAGCUUGUGUCGACCUGUCUCUCCAGGACUGUGAAGCCUCUAUCUCUUCGGUAGCUUCGCACGUCCAGUCGGCGUAUCCGAACGACCCUGCCCCGCAACUGCGAGCAUACGAAUGCAAUGCCACGAUCGAAUCCGACGUCACGUCAACAUGGGCUCGAAUCGUGAAGGACUUUGGCAAGGUCGACGUCCUUGUGACAGCGGCGGGGAUUGUCGACAAUGUCGAGGCCGAGAAUUACGACUACGCGCGAUGGCGGAAGAUGCUAGAUGUGAACCUGGAUGGGACGUGGCUGUUUGCACGCGAGGCAGGCCGACACAUGCUCAAGCACAACAUCCAGGGGUCCAUCAUCCUGAUUGCUAGCAUGUCAGCCACCAUCUGUGUCCGGCCGCAGAAACAGGCUGCUUACAACGCCUCGAAAGGUGCUGUGCAGAUGCUGGCCAAGAGUCUGGCUACCGAGUGGGCUCCAAGGGGCAUCAGAGUGAACAGCCUCAGUCCUGGAUACAUGAUGACGGAUCUGAUCAAGGGCCUGUUGGAGCAUGAAGGUAAAGGGCUGGUCGGGGCGUGGGAGAAGGAUAUUCCAAUGGGGAGGAUGGCAGAGCCACACGAGUUACGAGGCACGAUUGUCUGGAUGGCUUCGGACGCGUCCAGCUAUUUGAAUGGAAGUGAUGUGAUUGUCGACGGAGGUUAUACUUGCUGGUAG